Dermacentor andersoni is the source of this 2124-nucleotide messenger RNA. Its product is annotated as amine sulfotransferase-like. The record is from RefSeq and is a predicted model, not a curated record. Gene Ontology annotation, molecular function: sulfotransferase activity. NCBI's taxonomy places the organism in Eukaryota, Metazoa, Arthropoda, Arachnida, Ixodida, Ixodidae.
UAUUAAAUGCAAGAAAAUGUUUAUUUAAAUAAAUUCCUAAGUUGGCCUAGCGAUAGCAUUACUGCGUCUCCCAUGUAUUUCAAUAGAGACAUAAGAGUUGCCCCUAAGUUGAAGCCUCCUCUUGGAGUCCAGUUUUGCAGACUUUGUGGUUGUGUGACAAGCGAUCAAUCAUAACUGAACAUUUCUUCGCCCAUGCGGUCAAUCUGCAGGUUCGCCACAAGUUCUGUGCACCAGCUCAAGCAAAGUGGUCCCCUGAAAGAGAUAUAGCCGAAAUGGCCAGCGACGCCUUCACGUACAUCGAGGGUCUUCACAUUGCCAAGUGUUUUCCCGAAGACGCUGUCCGAUCAACCAUCGCCUACAAACCGCAACCGGAAGACCUGUUCAUCGUGACUUACCCCAAAUGCGGCACCUCCUGGAUGCAGCAGAUAGUGUACAACAUCCUCAUGGACGGCAACGUGCCCGACGACAAAACGGACGCCGUACUGCGCCUACCAUUUCUCGAGAUCCAAGGAGCCGACGCCGCUGUUCACGCUCUCAAGCCCGGAGCGUUCAAGACCCACCUGCCCUUCUGGCUGCACCCUUACUCACCCGAUGCCAAGUACAUCUACGUUUCCAGGAACCCGUACGACUGCUGCGUGUCCUUCUAUCACCACACCAGGAACUUCGCUAUAUACCACUACGAAAACGGAACAUUCGAUGACUUUCUCGACAAGUUUGUCAACGGUAAAGUGGACUUCGGUGACUACUUCGACCACCUCUUGUCGUGGUAUGAACAUCGCAAUGACGCUAACGUGCUGUUUGUCACUUUCGAAGACAUCAAGCAGGACACGAGAGCUUGGAUACUUCGCGUGGCAGAGUUCAUGGGUGAUGCUUACGGAGCUAACCUUCGCGAGGACGCAGCCUUACUAGACAAGAUCGUGGAGGCCGUUUCUUUCGAAAACAUGAAGCGCCCUCUGAAUUCGAAGUACGAUGCCGACAAGACAAAAAAUGACACGGCUGAGCAUAGCUCCAAUAGUGACCCGUCUUCAGAGGCAAAAGAGUGGCACCCGACAUUGCUGAAGAGCCUCGAGGCUUUCAAAACAUUCUUCGCCAAACCUAUGAAGGGAAACUUCGCGCGAAAGGGCAUCGUAGGCGACUGGAAAGAGCACUUUAGCGAUGAUCACGUAACUAAGAUGAAGCGGUACAUUGCUUCGAAGACAGCUGGAACCGACGUGAUGAGCCUUUGGCCAGACAUUCCUGUCAACUAAUCUGAGCACCGUGUAAUAAAGUUAACGUAGCCACGGUAGUGGCUUGCGCCGGAGCCAAUUUAGGGCUCAUAACGUUGGUGCGGGAGAGGGACUGUCUUUAAAUAGUGGAAGCCUUUAGGGCACCUAAUGAUAGGUGUCGGCCACGUUAUUACAAAAAUGUGGUUGCGUGGCUGGUAAACACACAAUUAAUUUUGUAUUUGCACUACUGAAUUCAUUAUUACACAAUAGGAGUCGUUCAGAGUUUGCAAGUAAAACAAUAUGCGUUCAUAGAAUAAAAAAAGUUAUUAAACCAGAAUCGUCAGAGAAAUGUUUUUCUGAGUGAAACCACAAUCCUCUCAGCUUUUGCACUUCUUGUUGCAACAUGACUGCUUGUUGGCCUAGUUGCUGGUUUCUAAAAGACAUGUUUUUUUGCCGCGAGACAUGUUUCGUAGAGGAAAUUCCCAUCAAUUAAGUCGUAAUAUUGCACCAUGACCGACUGGAAAGAAGACUAUAUACUCUACCACAUACAAGAUUAAGCAAGGAAUAAGCCACCGCCCUCCGUAGACUACAAACGAAUACGUAUGUCGAUGGAAUUAUCAUGCACCGGAUGCACCCCACCAAAUUCUCAUACCCAUGCAGAUAUUGUGAUGUACCAGACACCCUCCAACACAUGAUGUUGGUGUGCCCACAACACGAGAAAAACAGUCAAGAUGAUCCGCCACAAGCGAUCGAGGAAACGUGGGAGGGAAUGUUAAAGGCACAGAGCCUGGAAGAUCACCGAAGUCUGGUGGACCGGGCCCAGGCUGCGGCAUUAGCCAACGGCUUUAUGGACUAAGACAGCCGCCCACCUAGGAUGAAGAAAGAACACUUUCUUGCUGUUUUUCACAAUAAAUGUUCA